GGCCAGACGUAAACAAACAGAAAUGCCGUCAAUCAAAUCAGCUGUGUCUCACCUUGGAUCCUAGCAACCUACGCGGUCGACUAUCGAUCAAACGAGGUCGUGUGAAAAAUCAGGAAAAACUGGGAAAAUUCCACCACUUUUACGCCGUACUCGUUCCGGAUCGGUUCUGCAGUGCACAGAAGAAGAAGAAAUGUCCACCGCCGUAGCACGCCGAGGCGGCGCCAAAGUCGUCCGCGGAGGAAAAGGUAAGCAAGGUGCCGCCGCUCCGCGCAAAGGGUCCGUCUUCGGGGGUGGUCCGGCCGGCAAGGACAAGCUUUUUGCCGCGGCCAAACCGGACAACAGCGAGGAGUCCGACUCGACGGAUGCCGUCUCGUCCUCGGACGAGGAGGAACGCUGGAAGGAAUCCAAGCACACGAACGACGUACCCUCGGAGUACUGGCACAUCCAGAAGCUGGUCAAGUACAUGAAGGCCGGCAACCAAACCGCCACGAUUGUGGCCCUGUGCUGCCUCAAGGAUCACGACCUCACCACGCAGAUGAACCAACGGGCGAUUCAAGACUGCGGCGGGCUGGAAGUGCUCGUCAAUCUACUCGAAAGCAACGAUCUUAAGUGUCGACUGGGGGCACUGACGGUCCUGUCGGAAGUUUCGUCGAAUUUGGACAUCCGCCGGUCGAUAGUUGACCUAGGAGGUAUUCCGCUGUUGGUGCAGAUACUGUCGGAACCCGGGCGCGAUCUCAAAAUCAUGGCCGCCGAAACGCUCGGCAACGUGGCCAAGGUGCGGCUCGCCCGGAAGCUGGUCCGCAAGUGCGACGGAGUGCCGCGAUUGGUGGAUUUGCUGGACGUUCCCAUAAGUGUACUCCGUUCCCAGCGCGACCAGCUGAGCGAGGACGAGCGCGAAAUGCUGGACAUGGCCCGGGCCGGUGCCCGCGCCCUCUGGUCGCUUUCGGAGUCGCGCCACAACAAGGAGCUCAUGUGCAAGGGCGGCAUCGUCCCGCUGAUGGGCCGUCUGCUGAAGAGCGUCCACAUUGACAUUGUGGUUCCGACUAUGGGUACCAUACAGCAGUGCGCCUCGCAAGCCAACUACCAGCUGGCCAUCACGACGGAGGGCAUGAUCUACGACAUCGUGUCGCACCUGACGUCGGACAACCUGGACCUGAAGCGGCAGUGCAGCUCGGCGAUCUUCAAGUGUGCCAGCGAUAAGACCGCUAGCGAUAUGGUGCGAGAUUCGGGGGGUUUGGAACCACUGGUAGGUAUUGCAAAGGACAAGACGGUUCGAGACAACAAGCCCCUGCUGGCGGCCGCAACCGGAGCGCUCUGGAAGUGUGCGGCCAGCGAGGCGAACGUUAAAAAGCUGGACCAACUAAAAACCGUUCAGGUGUUGGUCCAGUUGCUCAACGACGAAAGCGAAGAUGUCCUCACGAACGCCGUCGGCUGCAUUUCCGAGUGUGUCAAGUACCAGAACAACCGCGAAAUUCUGCGCCAAUUUAACGGCAUUCCGUUGCUGGUGAAUUUGCUCAACAUGACGCACGCCCCCCUGCUGGAGAACAUCGCCAAAACGUUGAAAGAGUGUGCCUCCGAUCCGGAAAGCAUGACCAUUAUGGAAGAACUGGACGCGAUCCGCCUAAUUUGGUCCCUGCUUAAGAACUCUAACCCAAAAGUACAAGCUCACGCCGCGUGGGCACUCUGUCCUUGUAUCGAAAACGCUAAGGUUUGUCCCGUCACCAUCCCAAACCCAGAACUAACCCACACCUUUUCCAGGAUUCCGGCGAACUCGUCCGCAGCUUCGUCGGAGCUCUCGAGCUCGUCGUCGGCCUGCUCAGCUCCCGGGACAACUUUGUUCUCUCGGCCGUCUGUGCUGCGAUCGCCACCAUCGCCAAAGAUCGGGAAAACCUCUCUGUCCUGUCGGACCACAAGGUCAUCCAAAUGUUGGCCCACCUGGUGUACACCACCGACGAUCUGCUGCGCGAGAACCUGGCGGCGGCCAUCGCGAGCUGUGCACCGUACGCGAACAACACCCAAGAACUGGGCAGACUGCGCACCGUUACGCCCAUCGUCGGGUACAUGGUCAGCAACAACCCGCGCGUCCACCGGACCACGGCCAUGGCGCUGCAGAAGCUGUCGGAAGAUCCGCAAAACUGCAUUACGAUGCACCAGAGUGGCGUGGUUCCGUUUUUGCUGGAGACGGUUGGUUCGAAGGAUCGCGAACUGCAGGAAGCUUCGGCUGGGUGUUUGCAGAACAUUCGCAAGUUGGCGCUGCGAGCGGAAGAGUUGGAGUUUCGGGGCGAAUGAUGCUUUCGAUUGGUUGGUUAUUGUAUCUUGUAUUGACGUUAUGUAUGGCACUUAUUUUGCAAUUAAAUUUGUCACGGUUUGAACACAUUUAUUUUAAUAAAUUAAUUCACAAACAAUAA
Molecule: messenger RNA, 2408 nt
Organism: Culex quinquefasciatus (southern house mosquito)
Lineage: Eukaryota; Metazoa; Arthropoda; Insecta; Diptera; Culicidae
Gene: gudu
Product: armadillo repeat-containing protein gudu
Exons: 4
Coding region: 191-2371 (726 amino acids)
Molecular function (GO): protein binding
Source: RefSeq, a predicted model, not a curated record